GAGAAUCCCCCAGUGCACAGGGUCGAUAGAUAACCGUCAGUCUCUGAUGGUCCAUGUAAACUCUGUGGGAACAUCUUUGGGGCAUCGUGGAGACGCUGACAAGGAUUAUUGGCUUAAAUUGCCGUAAUGCGGCUAGAAAAUCAAGUUCACCCCUCAAGUGUACUGUGACAAUCGUCGGUUUAACCUUUGAUUUUUUUGCUUUCAAUCACGUUCUCUCAUGACUUUGGAAACUACUUCAAGCUCCCCUACAGUCGUUAGUCCAAACGUUAGCACGCUCAACCUCGAUUCUUCUACUCAAGGCUCGGACGCCGAAAAGCAACUUGAACCUGUAACCGAAAGGCUUCCAGAACUCGAAGUGCCUCCAGAUGGCGGAAUACAGGCAUGGCUCAGCGUCUUCGGAUGUUUUCUAGUGUACUUCUGCACACUUGGACUCAUCAACGCUUUUGGCGAAUUCAAUGUUUUCUACACGGAUGACUACUUAUCUAAUUACUCCCCCACGCUCAUAACCAUGAUCGGUGCACUACAAGUCUUUGUUCUCUAUUUCCUUGGCGCCUGGGUAGGCCCAAUAUUUGAUGCAUAUGGACCGCGCUAUCUGAUCCCAGCCAGCGGACUUGUUAUGGUCUUUGCGCUGUGCAUGUUGUCUAUCACACAACCUCACCGUAUCUGGCAGCAGUACUUGACAGAGGCGAUCCUGCUAAAUGGUGGAGCAGCAUUCAGCUUUUAUCCUUCGAUGGCUGUUAUUGGGCAUUGGUUCAAGCGGCGUGCUGCAUUUGCAUUGGGUUUUGUAGUUGCUGGUUCUGGUGUUAGCGGUAUUGUGUUUCCAAUCAUGAUCAACAAACUCUUACCAAAGAUUGGCUUUGCAUGGACCGUGCGCGUUUGUGCACUCAUUGUAUUUGUCUGCUAUACUAUUGCAACAUUCACCAUCAAAACUUGUCGUUCAAGCAAACCUUUGCCCAACAGUUUAUUCAAGGUUCUCGAUUUUGGCGCAUUCCGGGAUCUACGAUUCACGACCUUUGCAAUUGGCGCCUGGUUUAGCACGUUCAGCGUUUUCAAUCCUUACUUUUAUAUUGCAGAGUACUCGACGGCCAUGAAUGGCCCUUCAAGCAUCUCAGCAUAUCUACUUGCCAUUAUCUGCGCCCUUUCAAUAUUCGGUCGCAUUCUUCCUGGGCUUGUUGCGGAUAAAUGGGGAAGGUUCAAUACAAUGACGGCUUUCACUGCUAUUAGCGGCAUUCUCGUUCUCGCUCUCUGGUACACCUCAAUCUCACGCACGAACGAGAUAGUCUUUUCUGUCUUAUAUGGCUUUGCCUCGGGCCCAUUCUUCACGCUACUUGCAGGCUGCGUCGCAGCGAUAACUCCCAUCGAGAAAAUUGGUGCGCGGAUAGGUAUCCUCUUCGCCUUUCUCUCGACCGGCGCGCUUGCAGGCUCACCUAUUGGCGGUAUCUUCGUGAAGACUCAAGACCGCGAGAAUUUCCAACACCUUAUUUUAUACACGGGAAUCAUGGCCCUCGCAGGAUCAUUCUUUUUUGGCCUUGCCCGCUUUCAAUGUAGUCGCAAGCUCUUUGUGGCUGUAUGAAGUAAUCAAUACACGUGCCAAAAUAUUCCGAAGAGCCCAUCUGUUACUCCAUCCGAUCAUGCUGAGGAAUACCCCCUUUCGUUUGGGUUCAGCGCUGAUUUUAACCCCAUCUUACAGAACGAAACAAUUAAUAUGGGCAAUGCCUGGUGAUGCCCUUGGAGAUCGGGAAGUCGGUUCGUUGAUGCUCACUCCCCCACGGCACUCCCCCACGGUCUCUCUCAAUGCCACUUGAGCAUGUCCGCACUCAAAGGCUCCGUGGUUCUUGGACAACGCUCUGGAACAUUUGUCCAACUUAAUU
Messenger RNA from Serpula lacrymans var. lacrymans S7.9, 1871 nucleotides. RefSeq lists its product as uncharacterized. The record is from RefSeq and is a predicted model, not a curated record. Bases 218 to 1573 code for a protein of 451 amino acids. Gene Ontology annotation, biological process: transmembrane transport. The transcript is spliced from 10 exons. NCBI's taxonomy places the organism in Eukaryota, Fungi, Basidiomycota, Agaricomycetes, Boletales, Serpulaceae. Gene Ontology annotation, molecular function: transmembrane transporter activity. Gene Ontology annotation, cellular component: fungal-type vacuole membrane.